UCUGGCCACAUGGAGGCAUGAUGACCCAGGCAGCCCCACUGCUACUGCUGCUGCCUUUGCUGUUAAUGGGUUCACAGGGACAAGUGUCCCAACUGAAGUACCAGGAGGGGCAGACACUCAGAGUGAGGUGUGGCUACAAUCCCCAGGGAACUGAGAAGAACUGGAAAACCUGGUGUAAAUUGAGAGAGAAUGGAAGGGUGUGUGAUAGAAUAAUUACCAAGAAGUUACAAUCCUUUAUGUUGCCAUUUAUGGAAUCAAGAGCUUCCCUGGAGGAUGACACCAGCACUGGUACCAUCACCAUCACCAUGUCUAACCUCAGGGUGGGGGACUCAGGCAACUAUCAGUGUGGAAUCUAUGACUCUGACAAGGACACUAUUGACGUUAUCAGGACAAUCAGGGUGGAGGUUUCUCGAGGUAAGUCCCGGCCAACUCACACCCAACAUUCUCAAAGUACCACUGAGAUGCCUCUCACCACCUCUGCCAUCUCCUUGGCCACCAGCAGCCCACCACACUCUUCCAUUUUCUUCAGUUCCUCAGUUAUCGGAGUACUAUGUGGGCUCAUUGUGACAAAAGGCGUAGUCUUCACAGUUCUGAUUGCUCUGCUGGGCAGUUGCAGGCACCCAGGAAAGGGAAGGAGCCAAUCUGAGCUUUCUCAGGAUCAAAAUGACCGGAAAUGA
Molecule: messenger RNA, 677 nt
Organism: Trichosurus vulpecula (common brushtail)
Lineage: Eukaryota; Metazoa; Chordata; Mammalia; Diprotodontia; Phalangeridae
Product: natural cytotoxicity triggering receptor 2-like
Exons: 5
Coding region: 18-677 (219 amino acids)
Cellular component (GO): cell surface
Molecular function (GO): signaling receptor activity
Source: RefSeq, a predicted model, not a curated record